GUGGCUGUGCAGCCAUCCUCUGUUUCCACCACCAUGUCCACCGAAGUCGAAAUGAAUCCUUACGAGCUUCUGAAUGUCGAAGUUGAAGCUGACGAGCGAACAAUACGAACAGCAUAUCGACAACGGUCACUCAAGGUCCAUCCUGAUAGGAACCCUAAUAAUCCUGAUGCUGCUCGUAAAUUUCACGAGCUGAACCAAGCUUAUGAAUUGCUAUUGGAUCCCCUUCGGCGGCUGGCCCUCGAUGCAAAACUGCGGGUCAAGGCUGCUAAGGCGGAACGGUUCAAAUCAUUUGACACUAAAAGGAAGGCAUUUCUGGAGGAGCUAGAGGAGAGAGAGAGGUCUUUUAAGAAAGCGCGCAUGGAGAAGCAGAAAUCAGAGGCGGACCAAUGGCAAGCGAACGAAAAAAUCAAGGACGAGGGUAGAAGACUCAGGGAGGAGAAGGAAAAGGAAUUUCGACAACGCGAACAGAACGCGAAGAAGGUUGAUGAGGACGAGCCGCCUUCCAUCGAACCCAAUGACACGACCGUCCGAGUCAAAUUCUCACUGUCUGAACAUCCCGACUUGACCACUUUGGAAGCCCUCGUCGCCGUAUUUGCACCUUUCGGGCCAACCGACACGGAAACAAUCGUGCUUUCACUGAGAGCAUCCAAGAAAGCCCCGUCGAAGCCUCCAAAGUAUGGUACCGCCCUUGUUCCUUUCAAAAGAAUUGGCGACGCCUUUGCUGCAGUAUGUGCUAGCGGCCGACCAGAGCGAGGUCUGAAAGGUAUAGAUGUCACCUGGGUCGGUGGGAAGGAACCGGAAAUUUUGGGUUGGUUGAAGAGGACGGGGAAGCUUUCUGCCCAGCCGGACGUACCAUCGGAGGCCAGGUCGAACCCCGAACCACGAAACUCUACUCCGUCAAUGUUCUCGUCGUUUCCUGAGACACUGCUCGAACCCGUACCAGAGGUUACCGUCUCUCCCGAUAUAGACUAUGAGUCGUUGACUCUAAUGCGUAUGCGUCAAGCUGAGCGUGAACGUCUAGAACGCGAGAUACUCGAGCGUGAAGCGAAUGAAUAACUACAAUACAAAGACUUCCAAGCGGAGCGAAGGCGAUUCCUUCGCUUUUCGAGUUCAAGACCGAGACGCUGUUCUGGUCAAGCAAACAUGAUUCUCGCGUUGGUCGUUCCGGACUGACCAUAAGGUGUACGACGUCGAAGAUUCAGCUGAUCAUCCGGGAAUCUAUUCUUUGUCGAGGAUCUGGUCUGGAUCGUUCUGUGACCGCAUGAUUG
Guyanagaster necrorhizus is the source of this 1268-nucleotide messenger RNA. RefSeq names its product DnaJ-domain-containing protein. Gene Ontology annotation, cellular component: spliceosomal complex. Gene Ontology annotation, biological process: spliceosomal complex disassembly. The transcript has 6 exons. NCBI's taxonomy places the organism in Eukaryota, Fungi, Basidiomycota, Agaricomycetes, Agaricales, Physalacriaceae. The coding region runs from base 34 to 1056 and encodes 340 amino acids. The record is from RefSeq and is a predicted model, not a curated record.